AUGUCCAAUGAAGGCUUCGUGUCCCCGGACCGGAGGCACAACGUUGUGAGCCGAUGGAAGGUGUGCUUCCCGAAGAAAAAGGACUUCAUCAUCUCUGUGAAGAGCGAUGAGAAGGACCUCGCCGAGACCCUGCUUCAAAGAAUCAGGGAGCUGGGCGAUGCCCCGGCGGAGGGGCUGAAGGCCUUUUGCAAGGCUGCGCUGGAUCGACUCAGGGCCGAUGUAGCUGGCGCAGAUGAAGCAGCAUCAGAUCCGCCAUCGGAAGAAGAGCAGAAAGAUGACUGGGAAGGGCUGCUGGCUGAUCUUGUUGGGCCGGCGAGGCCAGCUGCACCAGCCGCGGCAGUUCCGGCAGUUCCGGCAGCGGCGCCGGCAGCGCCAGCGGCAAACACAACGUCAACAGUGAAGCCGGUGAAGAAAAAGGACAAAACAGAUAAGCUGACAAAGGCAGCAGCUGGAGAAGCUGCGCCGGCCCCGCCGGUUGAGACAAACACGUCCGCGCGAGCUGAAGCCGCUCCAGAUGUGGGAGCUGGAAGCAGCAGAGACAAGCGCAGGCGUCCUUCUGCCGAAGUUGCUUCAGAUGUGGUCAAGGAGCCGGAGCCGGCGCCAGCAGCUUCCCCGAGCGCAGCCACAAACGUUCGUGCGCGCCCGGCUGGGGAGUCGGGCCCGGGCCCUUUGGACUGCCCCAUCUGCUGGGAGCCCUACGACGGCGACAAGCGGGAGCCAGGCAUGGGCAUGGGAAAGUGCGAGCACACGGUCGGCUGCAAAAGAUGCGUAAAGGACUUGCUUCGACGCCAGCGGGUGGGAGCCUGUCCUUUGUGCCGCCGGGAGUUCACCGAAUUCCGGCGGAACCUGGGUCUGCGGAGCGUCGUUGCAGCAGGCGCCCCGAGCGGGGCUGCUCGGGCCGAGCCGCAACUGCGGCCUUCCACGGUGGAGCCCGGGUUCGUGGACCCGCCCAGCGCUUGCCGGAAGCGCCCAGCGCCACCGGCAGCGCCGCUUCGGCCGAAGGCGCCGAAGCGUCUGCCGAUGCCGCGGCCACGGCCGUUUCCGCCAAAGGCGCCCGGUCCUGUGCCGAGCGUGUCACAAGGAGUGUCCAGCGUCCACGGGGAGGUGAAGAAACACAUCAAUGUGGGGACGAAUGGGGUUGUAGUGUCUCAAAAGCUCCUUCGGCAUCUGCAAGCGGAGAUCCCGACUUUGGAGGCGUCUUGGCGGGUCAGCAUUGCUUUUGUCAAGGAAGGGGACAAGUUCACAGGUCACGUGGACAUCGGCGGGCCUUCCUGCCCCUACGUGCAGCGUGCGGCCGACCAAUUGCGGGCCAAGUGCUCGGAGGAGGCCGUGAUCUCGGUGAAAGUUCCGGAAGACCUGGUGGGUUGCAUCAUUGGCAAGGGCGGCCAGGUCAUCAAGGAGCUGGAGGUGCUCCAUGGCGUGUCGAUCAAGAAGAUGCAGAUCAAAGGCCCCAGGCAUAAGUGCUGCACCUGCGCCGAGCGACUGGAGCUCUUUGUGGAAAGGAGUGAGGAGAUCCAGGAGGAUGUUUCCAUCAACCCCGCCCUGGGAGGCAUCUUCACGAGAGACGUGCUGCAAAGCAUCCAGAUGAAAGAGGCGUGCCAGAGGGUCUUAGAGCUGGUGCAGGAGGACAAGCCCUUGCAGGCCAGAAAGAACCUGGUCAUCAUCCAGCAGCAAAAGGAGGACGGGCCAGUGCUGACACUCAAGGGCUCCAGAGCUGCGGUGGCGGCCGGCCGUGCCCGGAUCCAGGCGAAGAUCGAUAAGACCACCGUGCUGGUGACAGAAGUGCCAGCGCCGCCAGACGUGCAAGCUUUGGUGCCAAAGCUGAAGUGGCUGGCGCGGCACGGGGUGAAUGUAGAAGUGGCCACACACGUGAUCAGGAUGCGAGAUGCUUGGGUUGAAGCCAAUGAGCUCGACAGCAACGAAGCGGUGGAGGUGACCUUGGUGGGCGAGCUGGCCGCCUGCCACACUGCCAGGGCUGAAGCCAUGAGCAUCGCCCGGAGGGAACUCCACCGCCAGCGCAGCGACUACGCCUCCGCGCAGGAGAUGGAGCGAAUCGUGGACGAGUUCCAGACCUCUUUGGGUUCCUUGCCGGAAGCAGGCAAUCGUCGCGACCGCGCUACUGGGAAGCUGGAGGAGGUCCUGGACACAUCCGGAGGAGAAACCCCCAGUGGACGCGGCAGAGCUUCCUGCAGAGGGGCAGCCGCAGGACGAAGCUGGAAACGCCUUCCCGCGCCGAUGCAACCGCCACGGUAG
Messenger RNA from Effrenium voratum, 2253 nucleotides. NCBI's taxonomy places the organism in Eukaryota, Dinophyceae, Suessiales, Symbiodiniaceae. The record is from the annotation of a GenBank genome assembly.